AUGUGUGGGAUUAAACAAAAAGGGGGAACCAAGAGAUGCCUAGCGGCAGACCCAAAAAGACCCUCUCCCUACUCUCUCACGUUCCGGCUAACCCUUCUUCGCACUCACCAAAUUCCCAAUCAAUGUCAGGUACUUCGCUCUCUCUCUCUCUCUCCCAUUCCUCUUCGAUUCAACCCCAAUCAUUCCAAAUUCCCUAUAAACCCUAGUUUCCGCCAUUUCUCUUCCGAACCCGUUCUCGUUGAUAUUGAUUCCGAUCACACUCUCAUCGUCGAUAUAUUCUCGAAACCUCGAGAUCUCGACGAUGUUAAAAAACAACUCGAUUCGAAUAACGUUUCGAUUAGCCACGAUGCGGUGAAUGCUGUUUUGAGGAAGCUUCAGUCUGAUCCUGAUUCAGCGAGGAGGUUUUUUCGAUGGGUAUCAGAGAAUCAUCCCGAAAAGUUGAGCUCCAGAUCCUAUAACGCCAUGCUGGGGGUUUUGGGAAUUAACGGGGUUGUUGAAGAGUUUUGGGAUUUGGUUGGUGUUAUGAAGAAAAAGGGUUACGGUGUUUCGAAAUGGGUUAAUGAUAGAGUGUUGGAGAGUUUUGAAAAGGCGGGAUUGGAUGGUGAGGUUGUGAAGUUGAAGGGGUUGUUUGAUAAGGAAACUGCUGAGAGGAAAGUUUCUAAUUUGUGUAGGAUUGUGAGGCGGAGUGUGUGGAGUGAUGAUGUUGAGAAGGAAAUCAGUGAUUUGAAUGUUGGGUUUUCUAGUGAGUUGGUUAAGUUGGUUUUGGAGAGUUUAGGUUCGGAGCCGAAUAAGGUUUUGAUAUUUUUCAGGUGGGUGGAAGAGAGUGGGUUGUUUAAGCAUGAUGAAUGUACCUAUAAUGCGAUGGUGAGGGUUCUCGGAAGGGAGGAUACGAUAGAUCGAUUUUGGAAGGUUGUUGCUGAAAUGAGAAGUGCUGGAUUUGAGAUGGAAGUGGAGACUUUUGUUAAGGCUUUGGGAUGGUUUUGUAAGAGGAGAAUGAUUAAGGAUGCUGUUGAGCUUUAUGCGUUUGCUUUAGCUGGUGCUAACAAGCCUACGCCGACGUGCUUUACCUUUCUGUUGAGAAAAGCUAUUUCUUCUAAGGAGUUGGAUAUGGAUUUGUUUUCAAGGGUUUUGAAGGUUUUUACCGGAAAUGGGAGUACUUUGAUAGAUUCCAUUGUUGAUGCCGUACUGAAAUCUUUAACAACUGUUGGUAGGAUUGGGGAGUGGAAUAAGGUUUUGAAAGAAAUGGAAUAUUGUGGGUUUGUUGCUAGUGGUAGUUUGCGGAGCAAAAUUGCAUUUCGACUUGGUGUUAUUGGUAAAAAGGAACAAGCUAAUGAGUUUGUGGAUAGAGUUGAAGCAUAUGGGUCUAGUACAGAUCACAAGAUACAUAAAUCGUUAGUCGAGGGGCAUUGCGUAGGUGGGAACCUUGAUAAGGCAUUUGAUUCUUUCAAAGAAGAGGUUGGAGGGAGCGCAAGAAUGAGGUUGUUGAAGGUAAGGAUUGGUAUCGGCGCCGGCGUGCACAUUGGAGCGUUUGGAUCGUGA
Molecule: messenger RNA, 1539 nt
Organism: Lathyrus oleraceus (garden pea)
Lineage: Eukaryota; Viridiplantae; Streptophyta; Magnoliopsida; Fabales; Fabaceae
Product: pentatricopeptide repeat-containing protein At5g15980, mitochondrial
Exons: 2
Coding region: 1-1539 (512 amino acids)
Biological process (GO): RNA splicing
Molecular function (GO): protein binding
Source: RefSeq, a predicted model, not a curated record